Messenger RNA from Adineta ricciae, 510 nucleotides. NCBI's taxonomy places the organism in Eukaryota, Metazoa, Rotifera, Eurotatoria, Adinetida, Adinetidae. The record is from the annotation of a GenBank genome assembly.
AUGGAAACAGUUCACAUUUCAUUAUCUACAAGAAUACUGACUUUAACAUACUAUAUCAUAUCCUCUACCUUUUGUUUUUCAGCUUUUACUCGACUUGAGGCAGAAAAACACACGCACACUGAGCAUUGUAUAUGUGAGCAGACAACACUAACCAACUAUCAUGCUGCCAAACUAUUCUACUUUGUAAGUCAUCAAAACCCACAAUUGCUACAGACACAACAAGGAAGAAGAGCACAACGUGAUUACAUCAUUAUGCGUCGUAUCUUAUUUACAAUGAUUGUUCUUCUUCUGGCAGGAAUCCCAAACGUUGGUUUAGCUUUCUUAGCACAAUUCAAGCCGAACUUAUCUGGUGACUACUAUAUGUACCGAAUUGAAUGGAUGGUUCCAUCAGUCUCAAUGUUAACUGUUAGUAUCGGACUUGUGUUUAUCACGCCGCAGCUGAAAACUGUCGUAGUGAGCUGUCUACAGCGAAAGAACCAAGUAGUACCUCAAGACAACACCAGAUUUUAA